GCGGACGCGGGAACUGGCCGCAGUCUGCGCGGUCUCGGCUUUCGGAGCGUGGGACGCGGAGGCGCCGGCGGUGCGGGUUCGGAUCCGGGCGGGGAGAUGAACCUGGGGCCAUGAGAGAUGAAUUGAUGACUUACUCAAGUCACACAGCUAAAUAAGUAGCAGAGCUGGGAUUAGAACUCAGGUUUCCUGCUUUCCAAGAUUGUUAAAAUGAGUCUGCGGAAGCAAACCCCUAGUGACUUCUUAAAGCAAAUCAUCGGACGGCCAGUUGUAGUAAAAUUAAAUUCUGGAGUAGAUUAUCGAGGAGUCCUGGCUUGCCUGGACGGCUACAUGAACAUAGCCUUGGAACAGACAGAGGAGUAUGUCAAUGGACAGCUCAAGAAUAAGUACGGGGAUGCAUUUAUCCGAGGAAACAAUGUGUUGUACAUCAGCACCCAGAAGAGAAGGAUGUGAAGGCACCAGGAAGCAGCUGUUUCAUAUUUAGACAUAUUUUUUAUGAAAUGUUUUUCUAUUUUGGGGGGUUCUUUUGUGAUAUAAUUUGUCCAGUUUUCAUAAUAGUUGGUGAUUUUUUCACUGACAUGAGUAAGAGAGAGACAAAAUUAUGAUUGAUUUGUAAAGAAUUGCUCACUUAAGUUUCAUUUUCUUUUACAUGUGUGUCAAUAUACAAAAUGCUAAAAGAAUUAAAAGAAGUAUCAAAACCUA
This is a messenger RNA of Dipodomys spectabilis (banner-tailed kangaroo rat), 699 nucleotides long. RefSeq names its product LSM6 homolog, U6 small nuclear RNA and mRNA degradation associated (gene Lsm6). Lineage: Eukaryota; Metazoa; Chordata; Mammalia; Rodentia; Heteromyidae. The record is from RefSeq and is a predicted model, not a curated record. Gene Ontology annotation, biological process: mRNA splicing, via spliceosome; maturation of SSU-rRNA. Gene Ontology annotation, cellular component: P-body; U6 snRNP; nucleolus. The transcript is spliced from 5 exons. Gene Ontology annotation, molecular function: RNA binding. Bases 208 to 450 code for a protein of 80 amino acids.